Molecule: messenger RNA, 776 nt
Organism: Bombyx mori (domestic silkworm)
Lineage: Eukaryota; Metazoa; Arthropoda; Insecta; Lepidoptera; Bombycidae
Product: fatty acid-binding protein, heart
Exons: 4
Coding region: 91-504 (137 amino acids)
Biological process (GO): fatty acid transport
Cellular component (GO): nucleus; cytosol
Molecular function (GO): fatty acid binding
Source: RefSeq, a predicted model, not a curated record
AUACCACUGGCAGGUACUAGAUAAAAACACAAUAUCAUUCUGUCGAUUGUCAAUGUCCGCGUUUAUGUUUAAUAUACAUUUUAUUGUAUAAUGGACGAAUUUCUUGAAUUAAAAUACGUUUUGGUCGAAUCGGAGAAUUUUGACGACUAUUUAACGUUUAUCGGUAUCGGAUACUUCGCAAGGAAAGUGGCUAUCAACUUGAAACCCGUUCAAUCUCUGAGGAAGAACCAUGACGGAACUUACAGUUUCGAUUUCACAUCAUCAGUCACCAGCUAUACGAUAACGUUCACACCCGGCGUGGAGUUUGAGGAGGUCAAACCGGACGGGGUUAAGGCGAAAUCCAUAAUCACCUUUGAAGGCAACAAAAUGAUCCACAUACAGGGCGAACAGAAUGGAACCACGUCGGAGCACGUCCGUGAAUUUUACGAAGAUCAAUUAAUAGUGACAACAACUGCUAACGGCUUCGACAAGACUGCCAUUAGGAAGUACCAAAGAAUUUAUUAAGUCGAACAAAGUUCAAGAGAAGAUUAACUUUACUGCUAUAAGCUUCAGAAGGAAUAUGACGAAGAAUCUAACUUAAUGAACAUUGUUAGUCAACGUUUCUGAUUUCAAUUAUAGUUUUGUAUUUUGAACGAUUUAAAAAAAACAAGACAGAUUUUAUGAAUGAUAAACAAGGAUCACUGAGUUUCUUCAUAUUUUCAAAUAAUGUAUUAAUUGUACCUAGUCAAUUUUUUGUAUUAUAUGAUAGAUGUGUACUGUUCCACUAUUCAUUAUAA